Messenger RNA from Vicia faba (fava bean), 3240 nucleotides. Lineage: Eukaryota; Viridiplantae; Streptophyta; Magnoliopsida; Fabales; Fabaceae. The record is from the annotation of a GenBank genome assembly.
AUGGGUUGCAUUUACUCAAGAGUUUGCAUAGGUGACACUUGCAAGGGUUCUAGCAUAAACGGUGAUGCAAUUUCAGUUUCAAGACAAGAGUUUCACGAAGUUAAUCCAUUUUCACCAUUUGAAGGUGGAGUUAGAGAUCAGUUGAAUCAGUUAAGCUUAACAAGAGAUUCAGAAGCUGGAAUUAGAAGAUUAGCUAGGGUUUCAUCACAGUUUUUACCUGCUGAUGGGUCAAGAACAGUGAAGAUUGGUUCUUAUAACUAUGAAUUACGGUAUUCUUAUCUUUCACAACGUGGGUAUUAUCCUGAUGCUCUUGAUAAAGCGAAUCAGGAUAGUUUUUGUAUUCAUACACCUUUUGGAAAUGAUGUUAAUGAUCAUUUUUUCGGGGUUUUCGAUGGCCAUGGUGAGUUUGGAGCAGAGUGUUCGCAGUUUGUGAAGCGUAAGCUUUGUGAGAAUUUGUUGAGGAACUCUAAGUUUAGUGUUGAUGCUAUUGAGGCUUGUCAUUCCGCUUUUUUAGCCACGAAUUUGCAGUUGCAUAGUGAUAUUUUAGAUGAUAAUAUGAGUGGGACGACCGCGAUAACUGUUUUGGUUAGAGGGAGAACGGUUUAUAUAGCGAAUUGUGGGGAUUCGAGGGCGGUUAUAGCUGAGAAGAGAGGGAAAGAUGGUGGUGGUGAGGGUGGUGUUGUGGCGGUUGAUUUGUCGAUAGAUCAGACACCGUUUAGGGUUGAUGAAUUGGAAAGAGUGAAGCUUUGUGGUGCCAGGGUACUUACUUUGGAUCAAAUUGAGGGGUUAAAGAAUCCUGAUGUUCAAUGUUGGGGUAGUGAUGAAGAAGGCGAUGAUGGUGAUCCUCCGAGGUUGUGGGUUCCGAAUGGCAUGUAUCCGGGUACUGCUUUUACGAGGAGUAUUGGUGAUUCUAUUGCGGAGAGUAUUGGUGUUGUUGCUGUUCCUGAGAUUGUUACUUUUGAACUCACACAUAAUCAUCCAUUUUUUGUUGUUGCUAGUGAUGGAGUUUUUGAGUUUCUUUCUAGCCAGACUGUGGUUGAUAUGGUUGCAAAAUUCAAAGAUCCACGCGAUGCUUGUGCUGCAAUAGUAGCAGAAUCUUAUCGACUUUGGCUACAGUAUGAGACUCGUACAGAUGAUAUUACAGUAAUCAUUGUGCAUAUAAAUGGCCUAAAUGAACCCGUUGUUGCUCACACGGCAACUUCUCGCGAUAUUUUACAAACUCCUGUCCCUCAGGUUGUAGAGGUGACAGGUUCAGAAUCUCCUUCCACCUUUGGAUGGAAUGCUAGGAACCAUCGCGUGAGGCAAGAAUUGUCAAGGGCGCGUCUUCGAGCAAUUGAAAAUUCCCUUGAGAAUGGACAAGGUUGGGUUCCUCCAUCUUCAGCACACAGAAAGACAUGGGAGGAAGAAGCACACAUAGAGCAGGCAUUGCAGGAUCAUUUUCUCUUCCGAAAACUUACCGAUUCUCAGCGUCAUGUUUUAUUGGAUUGCAUGCAAAGAGUUGAAUUCGAACCCGAGGAUAUUAUAGUCAAACAGGGCGGGGAAAGUGACUGUUUUUAUGUUGUUGGAAGCGGAGAGUUUGAGGUCUUGGCGACUCAGGAAGAAAAAGAUGGGGAAGUACCUAGGGUUUUGCAGAGCUACACAGCCGAAAAACUAUCGUGCUUCGGGGAACUUGCUCUUAUGUACAACAAACCGCUCCAGGCUUCUGUGCGUGCUGUAACAAAAGGAACUCUUUGGGCUUUAAAGCGAGAAGAUUUUCGAGGGAUUUUAAUGUCGGAAUUCUCUAAUUUAUCAUCAUUGAAGUUACUUCGGUCUGUAGAUCUCCUCUCAAGAUUAUCAAUUUUACAACUGAGUCAAAUUUCCGAUUCCCUUACGGAAGUUUCGUUCUCAAGUGGACAGACAAUAAUUGAUAAAAGUGAAGUUCUUGCAUUGUACAUCAUCCAAAAGGGACGAGUAAAAAUAACUUUCGAUGCCGCUUUGUUGACGAGUCCAAAUACCAAUAGUCUCAAUAAUGACAUCCAAAAUGAGGAUGAUGAUGACAAACAGAGCGGAACAGAAUUGUCGAUAGAGAAGCCCGAGGGAAGCUAUUUCGGUGAAUGGUCCCUUCUUGAUGAACACAUUGGUUCCUUAACUGCGGUUGCUGUGGACGAUGUUGUAUGUGCUUUACUAACAAAGGAGAAAUUUGAAUCAGUUAUUGGCUCCUUACAAAAGAUUACUCAAGAGGAUCACAAGUCGAGGGACAAUUCCAAGGAAUUGACUAAAAACUUUGAACUCUCAUCCCUUGAUAAAGUCCAGCUCACGGAUUUGGAGUGGAGAAAGACACUAUAUUCCACUGAUUGUUCUGAGAUUGGACUCGCAAACUUAAGAGACUCAGAAAAUGUGCUUACUUUGAAGAAGUUUUCCAAAUCAAAAGUGAAAAGACUAGGAAAAGAAUCACAAGUUUUGAAAGAGAGAGAUUUGAUUAAGGGUAUGAGCUCUUCAGCUUGUGUACCACAAGUCUUACGCACCCUUGCUGACCGCUCAUGUGCUGGAAUACUGCUAAACACUCGUCUUGCCUGCCCUUUGUCUUCCAUACUUUCAAGUCCUUUUAGCGAAUCAGCAGCCCAAUUUUGUGCUGCUUCUGUUGUUACUGCCUUAGAAGACUUGCACAAGAAUGGUGUUCUCUAUAGAGGUGUUUCAUCUGAUGUUUUGAUGUUGGAUCAAACAGGACAGAUACAGCUGGUAGACUUCAGAUUUGGAAAGAAGCUAUCUGAUGAGAGAACAUUCACAAUCUGUGGGAUGGCAGAUUCCCUAGCUCCAGAGAUUAUUUUGGGAAAAGGCCAUGGUUUUCCUGCCGACUGGUGGGCGUUGGGAGUUUUAGUGUAUUUUAUGUUACGGGGCGAAAUGCCGUUUGGAUCAUGGAGAGAAAACGAACUCGAUACAGUUGCCAAAAUUGCUAAAAGGAAACUAAAUCUUCCAGACACUUUUAGCCCUGAAGCUGCUGAUCUCAUCUCCAAGUUACUUGAGGUGGAAGAAAGUACAAGACUUGGUAGCCAAGGUCCCGAUUAUGUUAAGAAUCACUCGUGGUUUAAUGGUAUUAACUGGGAAGCGAUUCGAAACCGCACUUUUCCAGUUCCUCCGGAAAUUACUUCUCGCGUAACUCAAUAUUUAGAAGCUCGUUCAGAGGAUUGCAGUGCUUCUACGGGAUCCCCGUCACAGGAAGUAGAAGAACUCAAUGUGCCUGAAUGGCUUGAAGAUUGGUAG